Messenger RNA from Siniperca chuatsi (mandarin fish), 9055 nucleotides. RefSeq names its product par-3 family cell polarity regulator beta b (gene pard3bb). The record is from RefSeq and is a predicted model, not a curated record. The transcript is spliced from 27 exons. Gene Ontology annotation, biological process: establishment of centrosome localization; microtubule cytoskeleton organization; establishment of cell polarity. Gene Ontology annotation, cellular component: apical junction complex; adherens junction; cell cortex. Gene Ontology annotation, molecular function: protein binding; phosphatidylinositol binding. NCBI's taxonomy places the organism in Eukaryota, Metazoa, Chordata, Actinopteri, Centrarchiformes, Sinipercidae. Bases 353 to 4084 code for a protein of 1243 amino acids.
GAGGAGCUGGUCAGGAACUGGCCAGGAGCGGACGGCAGUGAAGGAAUCUCAAAACUUUUCCGACACACAUUGCUGUGGUCUGUUUACUGUUUAACUUUGCCUUCGGCUUGUCCUCGAAUGUGAAAAUAACGGCUACGUUUCCUUACGGUGUGUGUCGGUGAUGAAGUGGAUGCUACAGACCGCUUGGAAGAAGGAAACUUGUGAGAGGAAAAACUUAUGGAAUGAUGCCCGAGCGACUGCAUCCCUCCCUCCAAAGUUCAGCUAAGUUUGGAGCCUUGCUGCAUUAUCAUCACCACUCUUCAUCACCCACAUCCAGAGGGCCUGCAUCUUGGAUGAAGUGGAGAGUGCUAUAAUGAAAGUGACUGUGACAUUUGGGCAGACAGGUGUGGUGGUGCCCUGCAAGGAGGGGUGGACUGUGAGGGACCUCAUCCAGCAAGCCACGCAGAGAUACAGAAAACUCCUGGAACAGGAAGGAGUUUUCCUGGUUCGGACUCACCAUGUUGAAUAUUGUGACGGAGGGAUUCUGGACCCCGAUGAUAUACUAAGUGAUCUGGUAGAAGACAAGGAGAAGCUGAUGGCGGUGUAUGAGGAGCAGGAAGCCCAGCAGAGGGGUGUGGCUAACACAAGCCUAGCCCCCAGCCCUGACCUCUACCAAUCUGAGCUCUCUGUCUUCCAGCCAAUCGCAGGAGGAGAGAUUGAAGUCAAUUCCUCAGCCCUCAAGUCCAACACCCCCCUGUUGGUGAGAAGCAGCAGUGACUCAGCCCUCAGCUCCCAGCCGACAGACACUGAACCCUCCCUAAAUGAGGACACCGCCAUGAUGGCAGCCAGUCCUGCUGUGGAGAGGCCAGUAGGGGUAGACCGAUCCCAUGGCAAACACACCUUCAGUGGCAGCCUCACUAGAACAGUGGAGAUCCUGGGAGAGGACAGUCCCCUGGGCAUCCAUGUGGUUCCUUACAGCUCAUCACUCAGUGGACGGUCUCUUGGUCUGUACAUUCGUGGAGUGGAGGAGGAGAGUCGUUCAAGAAAGGAGGGCUUGUUUCAAGAGGAUGAGUGCAUCGUCAAGAUCAACCACACUGACCUCAUGGACAAGACAUUUAGCCAAGCCCAGGAAGUGUUCCGCCAGGCAAUGCGUACCCCAGUUGUCCGUUUGGAAGUAGUUCCCUCCUCCAACAGAGAACGCUAUGAGAAGAGUCUGAUUGGUCAGCUGUUUGGCAACAGUGCUGGUCCUGACAGCAGCCCCGGAAUCGCCAAGACCAAAGAGCCACCUCCACCUGUCAAAGCCAAACCCGUGUUUAAGCCCUCUGAGAAUCCAACCACGCGAUUGGCAGAGGAAGGUGCCACUCUGGAAGUUGCUACACCCAAAGGGAGGAGUGAGAGCCCCCUUCUUAAGAAAAGUCCUGCUCUCUCCAGCUUGGUGGCCAAUAAGAGAGGAGGACGAAGACUGAGGAUUGAUCUAAAGAAAGGUCCAGAAGGUCUUGGUUUUACUGUAGUAACCAGAGAUUCUUCAGUUCAUGGCCCUGGUCCUAUUCUUGUCAAAAACAUUCUGCCUCGUGGAGCCGCUGUCAAAGAUGGACGCCUGCAGUCUGGAGACCGCAUACUUGAGGUCAAUGGUGUGGAUAUCACAGGUGUGGGCCAAGAGGAGUUGGUGUGUAUGCUACGCAGCACGCGACAGGGAGAGAGCGUGUGUCUUGUGGUUCUACGGCAGGAAGACAUGUUCCUGCCCCGAGAGAUGACGGAUGAGGUGUCCCGUGUGGCAGGCUUUGUUUCUGAGAAUGGGAAGGAGCAGCUAACGUUCGAGGUGCCUCUUAAUGACACUGGCUCGGCAGGGCUCGGCAUCAGCCUCAAAGGAAACAAGUCCAGAGAGACAGGAGAGGACAUGGGAAUCUUCAUCAAAUCCAUUAUACAUGGAGGGGCUGCAUACAAGGAUGGGCGUCUGUGUGUCAAUGACCAGCUGGUAGCAGUAAACGGAGAGUCGCUGCUGGGACGCUCCAACCAUGUGGCCAUGGAGACGCUCCGCCGCUCUAUGUCACAAGAGGGAAACGUAAGAGGGACAAUCCAACUGGUGGUGCUAAGGACUCCGAAGGAUCAACAUGGGGUGUCACCCAAUCGCUCAUUUGACAGCUCCUCCGGCCUGUCAGGACUGGUGAGCCCAGUCGGUCAGACAGGAUUGGGCAGUCAGACUAAUGGCCCCAUUCACCCUCCCAUGGUGAACAACACUCUCUAUGGAUCUAAUGUGACCAAUGGGAGUUAUUCUCACAUGGACGAGGAAGAGGAGGGGGAGCUGUAUGGACAUGAAACAGAGUUCAGCAGCUCUACUCAACACUCCUAUCUACAGGAAAGGGAAAACUCCCACACCUCUAGCCCGGCUGAGCCCCAGUCUCCUACCCAGAGCCAGAACCAGCGGCAGUUCCAGCAUGUUAAAGCCUCCAAGAGCAUGGACCUGGGUAUGACUCAGAACCAGCAGCACACUGUGGCAGAUGAGAGCAACGUCGGAUCCCUGGUUGGAAACGCUGCAGCUCCAUCAGCUCCUGUAGAACUCGGACCUACCCUAGGCUUGAAGAAGUCCAGUUCGCUGGAGAGUCUCCAGACGGCCAUGUCAGAGGUUAACAAAAAAACCGAAUUCCUCCCAUUCCACCGUCCUCGCCAAAAUAUGGUCAGGGGAAGAGGCUGCAAUGAGAGCUUCAGAGCAGCUAUUGAUAAAUCCUAUGAUGGGCCACCUGAAGAUGAUGAUGAUGAUGGUUCGGAGCCGAGUUCAGGCCGGGACACCCCUGCAAGUAGUUCAUCCCGCCAGGGAGUGGGGGAUCGGAUAGAGGAGAAAGGCAAAAAAGACAAGAAAAAGAAAGCAAAAACAAAGAAGAAGGAAAAGAAUAAGGGGAAAGGAAAAGAGAAAGAGAAAAAGAAAGCAGAGGAGCCUGAGGAGGCAGAGAAGAAGAGCAAGAAAAUAGGCUUCGGCCUGCUGAGAUUCGGGAAGAAAAAAGAGGAGAAGAAGGAGGCAAAAGCAGCUCUGCAGCGACAGAAGUCAGACAUUCUGAGUGAUCAUGAGCUUGAGAGGAUGAAAGAUGAGAGGGAAAGAAUCGAAGCAGGGCAUCCUGAGCUGCGAGAGCACCGGCCCAGAGACCAGCAAGGCGGUGGCGGCUCGGCAUAUCCAGAUGUUGAGGAUGACGACACAGACCCCAACUAUGCCCGAAUACAAUCCUUCAGGGACCGAAAUAUGGGUUCAAUGCUGCAGCCAUUGUCUCAGUCACCUCCCUACAGUACAAUUCAGCACACCCAUGCCCGAACCCCUUCCCCCCAAGGCCCCUCUGCCUUUCCAGGGCAUGGGAAUCAUGGUAACGACCCUGUAGCCAUUCCUGAUGAUGACCCCCUUGAUAGGCUGUACGCCAAGGUCAAUAAACCAAGGGGAGCUGGAACUACAUCUCCUUCUGUCUCUGCUACUGCCAAUGACAGUGUGGACAGGAUCCAGCAGCUAAGAAGAGAAUACCAGCAGGCAAGGAGAGAAGGAAUGGUGCCGCCUUAUGAAGAACUAGACCCACGACGCAGAGGACACGACAACGACGCACACAGAAUGCCAGGCAGAGGGACAGAUCAUCGGCUGGCACCACGAUAUGAAGAGGUGGAACGUCAGUAUGCCUCCUUACCAAGACGAGGUCCGUUGGAUCCAGCUGACUAUCCCAUGCAGCCCUGGUCAGGUCAUUACCCCGGAGCUCCCCAAGCCCCACAGGGAUACCCUCAGUCCCCGUCCUACCCUAACCCCAACUCCCAGUCUGGCCUGUCUUACUCAGGCUACCCACCUGGCCAGCCAUAUGCACGGCCAGGUGACCAUCGGGGCGUCGACCCUGGGUACUACCCCCACCCAAGCUCCCAGCAGAGAGGCCCCUUGCGGCAGGAUGUGCCCCCAUCUCCUACCCCUCCACUUCGUGGACUACGGUACGACACCAUGACGCGUGGAACCGGGGGUGGAGGUUACAGGCACCUGGUGGAUCCCAGUCACGACCAAUAUGGCUAUACUGGGGAGGGAGGGAGACAGCAACAGCAACACCAAACCAACCCAAGACAGAAGAAUGCCAUGACUGCAGCUGUGUAGACCAAUCAGGUCUAGAGAUGAAAAUGAGCAGAAUGCUAACUGCUUUGUGUUGUGCAGCUCUUCUGCUUUCGGUACUCCAAUGAAAUAGAGUUGAAACCUCUUAAUGGUGUGAUUUGAAUUACCGUCGUUAUCAAACAUUGUCUCUGCUGUUUGAAGUAUAUGGUAAUACGCAGACAAGCAAUGUAAAGGAGGUUAAUUAUAGAGUGGCCGGCGCGAUGCAUAAUGUCUUGUUGUUUGUAGUCAUUUAAAUUGCGUGAGUCUUCACAGUGUAUAAAAUUAGCAGCGUUUCUACUUUUCACCAUACACUGAUUAAGUCUUCUCUUUCAAGAAUCAGUCAGAGCCACAAAGGUAAUUGGAUCCAUUUAAAUUAAGGCAAUAAAGGCCUUAAUACAUACCGCUCUACACACUCUCAUAUCGCACCUGGUGGCUUCACUGCUGCCAAAAAAUAAAAUAUUCAUACAUGUAACAUGUUAACUUUCUGGCCAUGUGUGGCCAUUCACAGAAAUAAAUGACACCUUUUAGUGUCAGUAUUUUUGUGUCAUGAAGCCAAAUUUAUUUGUGAGACUAAAGCAGUUUGUGUUUUCAAAAAAAGUGAUUGUAAGGCUUUAAGUCUCCUCUUGAGGAUGUAGAAGAUGAUGGAAAAAGUCGAAAUGUUCCUGCGUUCCAAAACAUCACGUACAGUAUUGUUUUGUCAAUGAAUUAUGAAAACAUUUGAAUAAUUGAAUAGGGGUGUAACAGUGCACAAAAUUCACGGUUCGGUAUGUACCUCGGUUUUGGGGUCACGGUUCGGUAUGUUUUCGGUACAGCAGGGAAAACAAAAACAUUUUUUACUGUAAGAGUUAGGGCACUCAAAUACUGUCAUAUUGUCAAUAAGAAAAAAUAAAUAACACAAAUAAAUAACACAAAUGUCAGUAAUGCUCCAUCGCAAGACUGUGACGUGUUGAUAAUUCCUGAACAACUACAACUUGCACUGGUUUAUACAGAGCUGCACAGCGGUCUAAAAUGCACACGCGAAGGCACAUUGUAGGGGGGACAAUGACUCACAUUCCAUUCUGUUUUUGUCUCGUUCCACUAAUCAACACGUUCAGCUGAUGCCAUCGUAAAUGACUUGUUUGAAGUGUUUCCACAGACAAACCCGACUUCAGUUGAACAAUGUCGACAUACAGUUCGACACUAAUCGUUGCCCAUCGUAACUAACCGGGAAACCGUAAUGCCCCCAUAAUGUGGAUCUAUGUCACGGGAGGAUCCUCCUGCUCUGGUCUCUCAUUUGUGUUUGCCAUUCGGAGGCUGUGACACUGCAUGAGCUUCACUAACCUGGCUAACCGGGCUAAGCCGACUAGCAUGCUACAGCUGACACUCUAGAAUUUCUGUUCAGUGUGUGUGAGUAGCAGACAUAAAUAGACUAUUUUGACAGUAAUUGUUUGGGUCACCAAAUGUCCUGAACCGAAUGUUUGGGACGAAUACACGUACCGUUACACCCCUAGUUUUUAAUAAUGCUAUUAUUGCUUUUCAUUUCUGUCCGAAAUAUUUCUCUCAGUAGAUAUGAGUUUAAAUAUAUUUUUUAAUACAGGACUAGAUAUAAUCUGAUUCUGAAACCACGCCUGGCUGUUGGUUUACAGGACUCAUGAAUGACCCUGUUCCUGCUUUAAAAUGAUCCCAGAAUGACAACAUUUCAAAUUACAUUGUAGAAGUUUAGAAUUGUUGAAGAAAUCUGAGGCACUCAAGAGGGUAGUGAUUUAAAAAGCCUUUAAUAUCUCAUGGCUAUUUAGUCAUAGUAACAGUUAAACACAUGCCUACGCAUUUCAGCGAUUAAGGCCUUCUUCAGGGCAAAUACAAAAUAGUCGCCUUUGGGCUGUUUCUUAUUUUUUUAAAUUGUAGAAGUACUGAAAUUUACAUUCAUUUAUAUUAAUUUUGGGACAUAUUACCAUUAUUGGACCUUCAUUUAUCUUUUAAUAAUUCACUUUAUCAAGAAUGACCUCUACUUGAAUGUAUGAAAACUUCUCGCAUUACACUUUCACAGUCAUCUGUACUUAAUCCAUGGAGUCAACCUGUGUUUACUGAAUCAUUCCAGCGUAACUGGAGUUUUUGCUGACUUUUUGGUUUUCUAUCAAACAUCCAAUUCAGAGUUAAUCCAUUGCUUUAAACAAGAAGCUGACGACCACAUUUUUCAAACUUUCACCAGAAUUCCAACCUACAAACUUUGACGUUCUGGAAGAAGCUCUGUUAACACGACCUCCUGUCAAAUUACAACCCAGUUGAUGCAACACACACACACCAAAGCAAGAUGGUUCCAACACUUCAUUUUACACUCUUCUAACUUUUUAUUGCUGCCUUCUCCUCUACUGGGAGUAACUCCUACUCUUUAGACAGUAUUUGUUUGAAACUCUAUAAAACAACUAAAUUAUCAGAGAAAGAACACAUUUGAUAUAAUUGUGCUUGAUGAUUUACAGCCAUGUAAAAUGAGUUGGAGAAUACAGGAAAGUAGCAAAAACUACAGUAAUGGUGGAAUAGGUCUGUAUUUUGUAUAAUUUAACCAAACCACUACGAUGGGCUAUUGUGUCACAUGUCAGCCUUGUACCAUUUUCAAGCUGAAUGUAGAGUAAAAUGUACUAUACUGCUGGGUAAGCCAGGCAGAGCAGCCUUUUCUUUUUUUUGGCAGGUGUCUAACUGACCAGUUGCAGAGCUCAUUUUCACUCUGUAUUACUUAGCAGCCUCUUUCUCUGUGUGUUGUCUGUGUAUGCCAUAUACUGUAGUUUGGAUGUGAUGGGUGUUCGUGGCACAUCUCUGUGACCUGGUGGUGUAGGCGUCACUAUGUGUUGAAGUGCACACAAGUCCUGUUGAAACAUGAAUUGAGCUUCAGAGUGCUCUUCACAGUGCUGCACCAUAGUGCAUAUCCAUUUAGCCACUUACUAAACCAUCAAUUAAGUGUAACUAAGAGUUAGAGUCUAGCUUAACAUUUCCGCAUUUCACUCCACAAAGCUCAGCAGUAUUAAUUUCAAUGGAGAUUAAAUGUUAAAAAUGACAUUUCAGGAUUGGGCGAAUUGCAUUUCUGUUAAUAGACUGAAGAUGAAUUCCCACUAAAGUGAAUGUUGAGAGUAAUUUGACUGAAACCCAUGAACAAGAAUGUGAAGUAGAUUUUGUCUCAAAACCAUCUCAUUUGCUUGUUUGUUUGACAAACCUGGAUCUUGAUUGGAAAUGAGAAAGAAGGCGGGCAGGUAGAAUGGAUGGGUUAAAAGAAAAACAGUGAAAAGAGGGGCGAAAGGAAUAGAAGUGAGGGAUAGGUAGAGAAUCAAGGAAGGAAAAAUUAAGAAAAAGGGCGCAGAGAGGGAAGAGGGGUAUUGAUAAAGAGCGAUAAAGCAACAAGUAAUAGACUGAAAGUAUGGAUGGAGGGAGGUGGAAGAAAUGGUAAGAACAGAUGCAGUGCAAUGACCCCAAAGCCUUUGUGGUUUACAGUGGUUUGAUUCAGAGUUUUCAAACAAGAACAGAGCAGAGGAAGGAAUGAAAGUUCAUAAACAUUUGGGCGGCAGUUGUUCUGCAGUAGGAGGAGGGUUACAGGAGUGGGCUUGUAUUGACUGAAUGUAGUGGCUUUGGGAAUUACUUACAAAUAUUUGUCUUUUUCAUGCUAUUAUCACUUUUCAGCACGUACAAUAAUAAAGCACAUGUUUAGGAGACUGGCCUGGUGUUCAACUCUCCUGUCAAGUAUAGAGAGUAGACACAAAAAUACUUCACAUGCCCCUUUAGAUCAUUCACUCCUUUGCUCAGUGUUAACAUUGUAGCAGACAGUAGGCUAGCACGUAAGCCUCCACAAUGGUGAGUGAUAGAAUAGUGCCUAGGAAAACAGGGGAAAACAGUUAAAUGUAUUUGCAAUAUGAUAACAAAAUAGCAUAUUGUUUUAUACUCCCAGGGCCUUCUGGGUGUUGGGUGAUGAGACAUUACAACUAAUAAUCUACAUUCCUGAGUUAAAAUGUGUGAAUCUGUUGCCAAUAUACCAAAACAAAAACAGUUCUCUUCAUUACCAAAAGGUCAGUUUUAUUACUAUGGAUAAUCAUAGUUGUCUAUAUGUUACAGUAUGUUAGAGUGAGCAUGGAGCACCAGAGAAAAUGAUCUACUGGGGUCACAUGGACGAUUUUGGUGUUUCCUGAAAUGUUAUUGCACUUCUUUAAGACAGAAUGAUCAGAAUGCAAAGAUGGAGGAUGUCUUCUUAACUGUGUCUAUCUGAAUGCUGGGUCAGUUACUGGUGAAGCUUUGCUGAGCAACAGUAUAUUGAGAUGUGAACAUUUCAUGAAGGUGUGUUAUUGUUACUCCUCUGAUACAUAAUUCACAUGUAUGUAACUCUUCACAAGCAUUUAUUUUUCAUGUAUUUCUUUUUCAUGAUAGUCUGUGUUGUUGGUUGGGUAUACCAGAGUCGUGUUUGGCUACUGUUACCAUGCUACUGUCAGAAAGAGGUACACUGUAUACUUUUGCUCACUUUUCUUCCCCAAAUUCCGUUCAUGUUCGUUUUGCUAAAUUUUAUAUGCAAUUUACAUUAAAAUAAUUAAGUGUUCUAGCAAUUUUAAACUUGCUUUUUCAAAAAUUGGGAAGAAAAAUCCAAAAAAUGACAUUGUAGCACUUUGCAUAGCAUGGUUAACAUAUCAAAUGUUCUGUAAGCAUGGCUCUUUGGUUUUUGGCAGUACAGUAUGAGUUGCACAAGCUGAAGGUACUAACCACAGUAUUCUAUAUGAAGAGUUCUUGUACUCCUGGUUCUCCCUGUACAGAGACCAGCGCAAGAAGGAACCAACUAAGCAACCUCUCUGUCUUAGAAGUAUAACUUUUUUAUUAAGCUGCUUGUAUCCAAAAAUCCAGAAAAACAAAAACAAAUCUCAUUUUAUAAUGUUGUUACAACAAUGAUUUCUAUUCUUGUUUUCCUGCAUUUUAUAUUUAUGUAUAUAACAUCUUUUUUUUUUGCAUUAAAAUAUUCAUUUUAAAACAGGA